Molecule: messenger RNA, 2139 nt
Organism: Vicugna pacos (alpaca)
Lineage: Eukaryota; Metazoa; Chordata; Mammalia; Artiodactyla; Camelidae
Source: RefSeq, a predicted model, not a curated record
AUACAAAACAUAGGAAAUUGAUAUAAGUUCCACAAGCAAAAAGCUCACGUGCACGUGACUUGUGUGACCAUGAGAGGUGAGCUGUGUUCUACUGAGUUGUUGCUCUGGGUUACAGCUUCCCAUGGCAUCUGGACCCAGCAUGAAGAACCCCGUCUGUCUGGUGGAAAGACAGAACAGCCAGAUGACAGUAAAUCCAAAUGCACUGAAGUUUCUCGACCAGAUAUCUCAGCCUGUGGUGGUGGUGGCCAUAGCAGGGCCGUAUCAGACAGGAAAGUCCUACUUGAUGAACCGCCUGGUGGGACAGAACCAUGGUUUCUCUCUGGGCUCCACGGUGAGGUCUGAAACGAAGGGCAUCAGGAUGUGGUGUGUGCCCCACCCCUCCAAGGAGAGCCACACCCUGGUCCUUCUGGACACCGAGGGCCUGGGUGAUGUGGAAAAGGGUGACUCCAAGUGCUACUCGUGGACCUUCGCCCUGGCCGUGCUUCUGAGCAGCUGCUUUGUCUACAACAGCAUGAGCACCAUCAAUCACCAGGCCCUGGAGCAGCUGCACUAUGUGGCUGAACUCACAAAGCUGAUCAGGACAAAAUCCCCGUGCAGCUCUGACGAUGGAGAGGACUCGGCCGAUUUUGUGAGUUUCUUUCCAGACAUCGUGUGGACUUUGUGGGAUUUCAUGUUGGAGUUGGAGUUUGAUGGACGCCCCAUCACUGAAGAUGAGUACCUGGAGAAUGCCUUGAGGUUGAUACCAGGUAUCAGAGCAUGGCCAUGCUGCUGGGAGGGACUGGGGACGCUGUCGGUGACCUAUGUGGACACCAUCAACAGUGGGGCAGUUCCUUGUUUGGAGAACGCAGUGAUGACUCUGGCGGAGCGUGAGAACUCAGCGGCUGUGGAGAAGGCAGCCACCCACUACAGCAAGCAGAUGGCCCAGCGUGUGACCCUCCCCACGGACACACUGCAGGGGCUGCUGGAGGUGCAUGCAGCCUGCAAGAGGGAAGCCAUCACAGUCUUCAUGGAGCACUCCUUCAAGGAUGACAAGCGGGAGUUACAGAAGUUUGUGUGUCAGCCUGCUUCUUCCAAAGGACCGCAGUUGGACUUUCCCUCUAACAGCUUCUUUCUAUUGGAUUUCCCCACAUUUCCCUGGCAGGUCACCAUCCAGAAAAGGAAGGAAGAAUUCUUGGUGCAGAAUGAAGAGGCCUCUGUCAAAUACUGUCAGGCUGAACUUCAGAAGCUUUCAGAGCCCUUGAUGGAAGGUAUUAAGGAAGGAAUUUUCUUUGCUCCUGGAGGACACAAGCUCUAUUUAGAAACAAGGGAUGAACUGGAACAGGGCUAUAUGCUGGUGCCUGGGAAAGGGGUCAAGGGAAAUGAGGUCCUGCAGAGCUUCCUGCAGUCACAAGCAAAAGUGGAGGAAGCCAUCCUGCAGGCAGACAAAGCCCUCACUGACGGGGAGAAGGCUGUGGCAGUCAAACGUGCCAAGAAGCAGGCCGCUGAGAGAGAACAAGAAUUGCUAAAGGAGAAACAGAAUGAGGAAGAGCAAAAGCUGGAGAUGCAGGAGUGAAGCCUCAAGGAGAAUCUAGCGCAGCUGAAAGAGAAGAUGAAUAGGGGGAGAGAAGACCUUCUGAAGCAGCAAGAGAGGGUGAUGAAGCACAAGAUGAAGAUGCAAGAAGAACUACUGAGAGAUGGAUUUAAAGAGAAAUCUGAGGCAUUAACUAGUGAAAUAAAUAAACUAAAAGAAGGCAUUGAAACAACCAAAAAAAGUCACCCCUUCAAGAUGUCCAAGCUCCUGGAUGUGGCUAGCAUCACCUUAGUUGUAGUGCUACCUGGGUAUUUUAAACUAGUUGGUAUUGGGCUGAAAGUGUUCAGUGAGGUUCUUAAAAGGUCAGAGAACUCCUCUUAAGUAUAUUUUGGAAGAUUUCUUUUGUUUGAAUAGAGUAACAGUGUAGCUCAUUUAAAGAAACGUGUCACGGUAGUUUUGUUCAAGGAAAGUUUAAACAUAAAACAUGAUUACCAAAGAGAUACUGAUGUGAUUACAGGGCCUGAUGUCAAAAAGAACAAAAAAAAUGGAUUGAAUUAGUUAAUUUGAACAAAUAGAAAAGAAGUUGCAAGAUAAUGAUGAAUUAUAGAAAAGCUUUAAGAAAAGCAAAA